AUGCGGCCCGAUGGUAUCUCGAGUGCAAACGGCUUCUCUCAAGCGUCAAACGGGCUGGCCGCAUCACCGUCGCGGAAGGCGGCAUUCGCUCAUUCAUCCAAUGGCCAAUCAAGUCACCUUUCUUCGAACGGUGAUUCCCAGACGAACGGCUCCUCGAUCUUAUCGAAAGCCUCUUCCUCAUACUUUGGUCACGAUCGCGAAGAGGUAACGAGGAUCCUGAUCCAGAGUCUGUAUGAGCUUGGUUAUGAUGGGGCAGCGUCACUACUGUCCAAGGAAAGCGGUUAUCAGUUGGAAAGUCCGGCAGUGGGGAUAUUCAGAAGGGCAAUACUCGAUGGACGUUGGGCGGAGGCGGAGAAUAUCCUGAUUCAGUCAUUUACUCCAGACACUGAAGGGCGAAAUGCGGGCUUUGGAGGUGGGAAACCCCCCAUUACAGAGAAACUGGCAUUGGUGGAGAAUGCCGAAAAGAAUGAGAUGCUCUUCUAUCUACGGCAACAAAAGUUCCUCGAGCUGCUAGAAUCUCGUGAUCUUGGUGCAGCUCUAUUUGUGCUCCGGCACGAGUUGACUCCUCUUAACUAUGACGUGGGACGGCUUCAUGCUCUGUCGAGUCUGUUGAUGUGUCCUCCUGAGCAUCUUCAUAACCAAGCUGGCUGGGACGGCUCUAUUAGUUCUUCACGGGAGCGGUUAUUAACAGAGCUUUCAAAAUCUAUAUCCCCAUCAGUGAUGAUCCCAAGUAACCGUCUUGCGGUUUUGCUAAACAACGUGAAGCAAAAUCAAAUUAACCAGUGCUUGUAUCACAAUAGUGCCAAUCCUCCCUCGUUAUACUCGGAUCACAUGUGCGACAGGAGCGAUUUUCCACUUCGAACUGGGAUCGAGUUGAACCAGCAUACCGAUGAGGUCUGGUACUGUCAAUUCUCGCACGAUGGGACGAAGUUGGUCACGGCAGGCCGGGAUCGGCAUGUGUAUAUCUAUGACACCAACACCUUUGCCGUAUAUCGGCAAUUGGAAAAGCAUGAGGAUGGUGUUGCGCAUGUCAGCUGGAGUCCAGAUGACACUAAGCUCAUUACCUGCUCUCAGGAUAAGAAAGCUCGCGUUUGGAGUGUUGAGACCGGUCGCUGCCUUUUAACGAUCAACCACCACCGGCAACCGGUGACAGCUGCCGUCUGGGCUGCAGAUGGAGAGUCUUUCGUAACAGCGUCUCUUGACCUGGGUUCGCAUCUGUGCCACUGGAGUAUGCGAGGUGAUGCCCUCUAUACGUGGCAAGGCGGCUUCCGGGUCCAUGACUGUGCUGUCACCCCUGAUGGACGACGGUUGAUUGCUGCGGACGUCGAGGAGAAGAUCCAUGUUUACGACUUCGCCACUCACGAAGAGGAGUAUUGCCUUGCAUUGAAGAGCAAACCCACCUCUGUUGCUGUCAGCAAAGAUUCGCGAUAUAUGCUCGUAAAUCUGUCCGAGGGCCAGAUACAGCUGAUUGAUCUUGAUACCACCGAGGUUGUGAGGCGUUUUCGAGGACAGAAACAGGGCGAGUUCGUGAUCCGAAGUACUUUUGGUGGAGCUGCUGAGAAUUUCGUAGUCAGUGGGAGUGAAGAUUCUCGAAUCUACAUAUGGCACAAAGAGAACGGAGCCCUUGUAGAAACAUUAGAGGGACACACUUCCGGGUGUGUGAAUGCGAUAUCUUGGAAUCCCACAAAUCCGGGCAUGUUUGCUUCCGCAGGCGACGACUGCUUGGUUAGGAUCUGGACCCGAGAACGGGACCUGCAACAAUUUACUACAACGAGUAAACACAAGGCACCGUCGACGAAUGGCUCCGCGCGCACAAGUGCGUUACGAUCAACAUCCGGCUUCUGA
Molecule: messenger RNA, 1845 nt
Organism: Aspergillus clavatus NRRL 1
Lineage: Eukaryota; Fungi; Ascomycota; Eurotiomycetes; Eurotiales; Aspergillaceae
Product: WD domain protein
Exons: 6
Coding region: 1-1845 (614 amino acids)
Biological process (GO): proteasome-mediated ubiquitin-dependent protein catabolic process
Cellular component (GO): GID complex
Molecular function (GO): protein binding
Source: RefSeq, a predicted model, not a curated record